Trypanosoma brucei brucei TREU927 is the source of this 3723-nucleotide messenger RNA. RefSeq lists its product as hypothetical. Lineage: Eukaryota; Euglenozoa; Kinetoplastea; Trypanosomatida; Trypanosomatidae. The record is from RefSeq and is a predicted model, not a curated record. Bases 1 to 3723 code for a protein of 1240 amino acids. The transcript has a single exon.
AUGUCGUUUCUUGGUGGCAUAUUUGCUUUUGCUACUUCGGUAAGAAAAGGGGGAAAAAUCGGUGAGAGAGUGUGUCUCCCAUUGUGCAACGUUCUCAUACUUGCCAAAGUGCUCAUUUUCCGAUUUUGUCUCCCAACGUUGUUUUCCUUUCUCUUUUUUUUAGAGCGACGGAGCCCGUUCAUGACUCAACCGGUGGAUGACAGUUGGUAUGAUGCUGAACUCCUUGAUGCGCUGCUGGGGAAAGAGGACGUUGACCCUUCACAUGUACCGCUCUCGUCGCUGGCGGCCGCAGCACCCGCGACAACACCGAAGGGGUCUUGUAGGGCUUUAGAGAUUACUGAUUUGGGUCAUCCGCGCCUCUUUAUGAUUGGCGGUUCCCUCUUUUCACGAUACUGCAGGCCUUCUCCAGCCCUGCAGUAUCAUCGAGCUCGUUUUCACUGGUCUCGCCUCUCGUGGCUGGAUUACAGUGCCAUUUACUGUCCUUUCACAAAGCAGUUUCUCUCUCCGCGUUCCCCGCAUUGGAGUCACCUCGUCUCAGCUGGUUUUGGCACCCCUCGCCGUUUGCUUUUUGGUCGAAGCAUCGUUCUGGUGGAGCCCCAGAAGCUGCAAGCACUAGCAGCUCACAUUCAACAAUCGAAAGAGGGGAAUGCUGUUUCCGGGAAGAACCCAACUGCAAUGUGGAGUCCUCCACUGCAGCAGACAUUAGGCCUUCUUCUCGAGACGCUGCCCUACCAUGACGAGACUUCUUUAGCGCGGCGAGUGCAAGAGGUGUUAAGUGCGGGGGAUACCGGAGCUGGCACCGGUCGCCGCAUACCGCUGGGUCUUUAUAACCAUGUGCCCGAUGUGAAACGCGUCAUGCCGCCGCCGCGGAGUUCUCAGGAGGGGGAGGAGGAGGAGCUCGCACAAAAUGACGUUGAUGCCGUUGAAGUUGUGGCCCUGGGGGAAAGUUACUUGCGACGGGUUCUUCCCUGGCGCACUGCAGUGCUGCAGCACCGUCCCAAAAUGAAGUUAAAUAUGAAGGUGGGACACAAGGAAAUGGUGGGUUUGUCAUCUGAAGGUGCCGACCUGCAUCCUGCACACAGCAAAGCCGAUGUACUGGUAGAACGUUAUUCCUUACUGUGUUCCACCCCCUGUUGUGUUCCGAAGACCCAAAUGGCUUAUUUGUCUCUCCGUUACGUGCCCGAUGUUCCGGUGAUGCAAGUUGUUGUGGACGCGCUGCUUCGCACUGAGGAAACAGAGUAUGUGUUUUACUGCCCAAUUGAACACGGUGUCGACUGUCACACAGUGGUGGAUAUUGUAGCAUACCGGGUACGGCGCACGGGGGACGGAGAUGUGCGGGCCGCUGAACGCUUCCCAGUGCUUCAUUUGGGGCUGCAUGCAAACCCUACCGACUCUUCCGUUGCGCCUGUCAUUGUCGUCAUCGGAAAUGCCCAUCUACUUUCACAGCGUGCUAUUUCCCGCCUUCUGGAUCAGUGGACACGUAAUGGUGCCGCCGCCGUCGCGGUUAGACGAAGGAAUGGUGGUAGCGGUGACAACGGGAACAGUGAUGUCGGCAUCGAUGCGGAUGAGGCCGUUGGGCGGAGUUGGCGGGGACGGGAGUUACUGCUGCGAAUAGGGGAUCCACUGCGCGCUAUCGCUUGUGGCGUGCCCCUCUUUGGGAAUGUCCGUGCAGUGUUUGUCUCCUACUCUGCAUUUGAUUGUGCUCCUAGUGAUUGCUCAGCUCACUCCCCGGGACUAAAUAACAGCGUGUCAUGCGUUCGUAGUGCCAACGCCACCGUUCACGUUCUUAAACCUUUGCGUGAAGGUGUUUUCACUCUCGAAGAGCCGGUUGUUGCAGCGCUGAGACGAGUAGCCCCGACGUUCCAGAGGCGAAUGGACGUGUCGGAUAGACGUUUGUUUAUUAAGGAAGUGUGUGAUGUCAUUUCAAGCACACACGUUUCCACACUCUCCAACAGGGGUGCGGACAGACAUGGGUGGACAACGUCACCCGAUGACAGUUAUCGCGAGGAAGAUGUCUUAUUACACUUGUAUGAGGCUGUGGAAGCGUUUCUAGAAUGCCCAGUGAAGAGCGGGGAUGUCAGCCUCCUAUCGUGUGCCCAUUUGAUGACAAAGUACCCUGAACUCGCGACGGCGCGCAUCCGGCAUGAGCUUAUUCGCGAGUUCCCCCUCUACGUGGAAAUGAAUAAAAGUGAACUAACGGUUUGCUCAGCUGUUUCGGCUCCGGCACCAGACAGUGUCGUUGAGUGCGCGGCUGGUGGGUCCGGGUCUUGUGAGUGUGCUGCUGGAUUUAAUAUUCCCCUGGUGAGCAGUCGCCGUCUCGCACGCAAGAAAGCUGAGGAAGAACACGACUCACUCAAGAAAACGUACGUUCUAAAUGCGACACUGGAUCGUGUCGUCACCUCUGACGCCAGUGGUUGUGGCUCUUCAUUCACAUCCGUUAUCAUGCGGGGCUCUGAGCAUCAACGGUACGAAUGCCCGAUUGAGCACAGUUACCAACCCUUCUUUGAGCCCCCUCUGUUGCUGGGUCGUUGGAGUCAAACACUUCUUUUCUGCGCUCCUGUGGUUGCCGAUACGGUAGCGCUGCGGUGCGUGCUGCUGCAUGCCGCGGAGGCUUCGGUUCGUGACGAUGACACUAUCAAUGUGGUUGACGUGGAUAUAUUUUGUGUGGAUUACGUGAAAUAUCCCCCUGAACGCCGCUGUCGCUUGUUUGGAGUGAGAUUGCGCUUCGCUACACGUGAUGGGUUCACAAAAGGUACCGUUAAGGAUUGCUCAGCACGUGAGUGGGCGACGGAAAUGUUGGAACAUGCGCUCGCUAAGUGCGCCGUCAGUGCAGAGUUAUUUCCGCUGUGGACCAGUUCUGAACUAAGGAAGCAGAGAACCUGUCGUCAUGUUACACAAGGUAGUGGAGUGGCCGGCACCUUCGUACCACACUUUCGUUUUGAGGCGUUGGAUGAGUGUGUGAGAGCAGCACAACCUAACGUAGUGGAACAGCGACUAUUUGCGCUUGGAUUUGUUCAAUGUGGCCCACUAUGCCUCACUGUCGGCUCCCACGUAAUUGCGUUACGCGACAUAUCCUCCAAUAUAAAACGAGGGACACUGUGCCGCGUUGUUCGCUUCGCUCCGAUGAUGGUCGCACACGAGUUCGGGGCGCCAGUGGAUCGAAUGGUCCAAUGCUUUUUUGAGCAGCAGAGAUGUAAAGGUGGCGGUAUGGGGGCAUUACCCGUAGUGCGGCCAGUGUUACAACCAAAUAAUUUGCAGGUCACCCCAUUCGGGGAAGCGGAUGAAAGUGAGAGGGAAACAAGAGAUGAAGAGGCGUUAGUUAUUCCCGCCGUAAGUUUGGUCGGUGGAUACCGGUCGUUACACUAUUAUGCACUGCCGGCACUGCAGCUGCCGCUUCUCGUGCCGUCUCAAGCCGCAGCCGCCUCCACUCUUUUUCAUCCACUCUUUGCACACCAAGACAGUUUACUGGAGUUCGCUUCAGCGGAGACUCGCUCAAAGGCUGCGACGAUGAUAAUGUCGCUACCACCUUCCUUAGGUGCGCGGAGAAGUGUGUCAUGCGCGUUUUUGUAUGAUGCUGUCUUUGACGACGGAGAGUCCGGAGCUGAAGUUCAUGAAGAGGGCGGGCAGUUUCCCCCUCAUGGGAGUAAGGGCAGUGCUUCUCCCUCUUAUACUGUGUGUUGUGAUGUACUAUCGGCGCUUUCACUUUUCCCAUUGAGGGUGUAG